Molecule: messenger RNA, 5690 nt
Organism: Scophthalmus maximus (turbot)
Lineage: Eukaryota; Metazoa; Chordata; Actinopteri; Pleuronectiformes; Scophthalmidae
Gene: smcr8a
Product: Smith-Magenis syndrome chromosome region, candidate 8a
Exons: 4
Coding region: 778-3618 (946 amino acids)
Cellular component (GO): guanyl-nucleotide exchange factor complex
Molecular function (GO): GTPase activator activity
Source: RefSeq, a predicted model, not a curated record
GUGACACUGUCGUAAAACUCCGGGACCACCUCGCCCUGGAACACGGCCGCAACAAGAUUUCUUCAAACAUGUGCAUGAAGAUGGGUGGAUUUCCUGCAGAUGGGAGGUGGUACGGUCACGUGACGAGACUGUAACCAGCUGGGUAAACAUGGCGACUGUCGCUGGAUGUGAAAAUUACAUGUCGCGCCUCUGUCAGUAAACGAUGUUUCUGUCGCGCCGGUGUGCCGCAAUUUAACCCAGGAUCCGGCCCCGCGAGGACACGACGCGUGAAGACGAGCAGGUCAGGAGGAGGAGACAGCUUCACUGAAGCGGCUUUGUAGUUGUUUUUUUCUGUCUCUGAACAGCAUGAGUAGUCUUGAUGCCUACCCGGACCCUGUGACUGGCGCAUAAUAAUUGCUUUAGUUAACAGAGACACUGGCUUGUAUUUUAGUGGAGGGAUCAGAUUUUAUUCAGUCUGACAUAUCAACCACUCUGCUCUGGGGACCAGCUCCUGCAGGGCCACAGAUGAAUUCUGGGCCCACUCUGCUGUGUGACCCUCUUUUUUAAUAUUGCAUGAACCUCCUGAAGUUUUUUUUAUGUCUGGACCCUCCCCAUCUUUGGGCCGCUAGAAUCGACAGGUCCUUUAACCUCACUAACUAAUCACUGCCUGGACAAUGUGCGAGCAGAGUGAUCGACCUGACUGCUCUGAAUGUGGCUGCGCUCUGACAGCUGGGUUAUGACUGUAGGCGGUGCUGCACCGUGUGUUGUGUUUCCCAUGCCUCUCUCGUCGCCACCACUAUGAUAGGCUCACCCGACGUGGUGGCUUUCACUAAAGAGGAUGAGUUUGGCCAGAAUAACCCUGAUCCCUGGUCUAUCCCAGAGGAGUUCUCCAUCCCCCUCCAUCCUCUGGCUGACUCCAACCCCUGGGCCAAAACCUCCUAUGCCAAGUUCACCAAAGACUUCAUCCUCAUCUCUGAGUUCUCUGAGCAGGUGGGCCCCCAGCCGCUCCUCACCAUCCCCGAUGACCCCAAAGUCUGUGGCACUUUCGAUCUCAACUACUUCUCUCUGCGCAUCAUGUCAGUGGACUAUCAGGCCUCCUUCGUGGGGCAUCCACCUGGCAGUGGCUACCCAAGACUCAGCUUUGUGGAGGACUCAAGAGUAGUGCUGGGAGACUCGAAGGAAGGGGCAUUCGCUUACAUCCAUCACCUGACACUUUACGACCUGGAGGCGAGGGGCUUUGUGCGGCCGUUCUGCAUGGCAUAUGUUUCAGCAGAUGAGAGGAAAAUUAUGCUGCAAUUCCAGGAGCUGUCCCUCCGCUUCUCGCAGGCGUCGGAGUGUCUGAAGGCCGGCAACAGGAGAGCCUUCGCCAAGGAACUCCAGAGGAAGCUCCAGGACCUGGAGUACACUCACUCUGUGCUGCAGAGAGAGGAGGGCCUCCAGAGGGAGGCGGGGCCCCAAUGCAUGUACUCCGCCCAUGCUGUAGAGAAAGCCAAUGAGCUUGCUAAUGUGGAAAAGAGCAUCUAUGAACACAGAGACCUGCUGAGACAAAUCAGCUGCUACCAUUGUCGCCCACGCAGAGAUCCCCACGCUGUCACCUGCCAGAAGUGUAUGACGCAGUGCUUAAGCGAGUGCGAAGCGCUGUUGGACAAAUACGCCAAGCUCGCCAACCCCUUCAGUUACACUGACAAAGGAAGGAAGAGGGAAGACGUUCAAAGUCCCACUGACGAUGGAGGAGGUGGCAAGGGAGCGGAGGAGGACGAAGACGAGGGCAUUAAACGCAGGUCGUCUUACACGCCGCAACUGAUCAAAGCUCGGUCUGCCAAGUGCUUCGACAAGCGCCUGAAGACACUGCAAGAGCUGUGUGAUGAGCCUUUCUACGAGGCCACCAUGGAGCUGCUGAAGGAGACCGAGAGGAGUUUCCGGGGCGACCUUUGUUACCUUCACACACGCCGCAUGGACAAGGCUCUACGCAGGAGACAGAGAAUUACCAACUUCCUGUUUGAGGAGGACCUUGGUGAUGAGGAUGAGGAUGAGGGAGGAAUGCUACGACCUUUCUGUGCUGUGAACCAUGAUUUAGACAACUAUACAAUCUUAAAUCCACCUCCCAUUGUGCUAGGGCCAGAACCUGUAGAACUAGACCCGCUGGAGCCCCCAGAUCCUCUAGACCCGGCUUCCGAGACCAGUCAUACUCAGGAGAGUGAACUGGUGCUUGAGGAAGGCAAUUUAGAUUCCUCCCCCUCAGACCAGACUCUGGAGACCCAGGAGAGCUCAGAGGAGACCAAAGGAAGCUUUAGCAGUGAUAAGAGUGGGACGGGUCUGGCAGAAAAGCAGCAAAGUCUUGCUAGUGUGAGGUCUGAACUUCCUGAUCCUGAUUCUGACUUGACCCCUGACGCUGACCACAACACUGACUUGGAGAGGGAGAGCAGCAGUGAAGACAUGGACAUCACCGCAGGGGAGGAUGAGGGUGACAACGGCGGAGACCAGACGCCUGUGUCUUUGCUGGAAGUGGUGUCUGAGCUGGAGGCCAGCAUGGAGGACAACUGUGAGAGACGGAGUGGAAUAGAGUCUGACCUGUUGGUUCCAAUAGACACAGCAUGCUGUAUGGCUCAAGAGGGUUUCCUAUACGAGGCCUCCGCCCCAGAGGCCGCCUCUCAUCUGGACCAAAGCUCCCACCAUCAGUCCUCUCAAACUCUGGUGGUCAACCAGGAGCCCCAGUCCCUUCUUCCCCUCCAGAACGACUACGCCGUGGGUUCUCUGUGCUCAGAAAGCCCCGCGGCUGGCCUGGAGCUGCCUGUGGGACUCCUUGGUGAUGCAGUUUCCCGCACCACAGCAGAGGAUGGGUCAGACUACACCAUGAGUGCUUCUACAGGGUCUGAUCGUGCUGCCUCGCCUCUCGGCUAUGGGGGGGUGGUGACCCUUCGUCAGAGGAAGAGGGCUGGACACGUAGCCCUGAGGUUUGUGCGACAGUACCCCUUUGCCAUACAAGCUCUGUGGUGCCUGCUGAGCGGCAGGACCCUGGUGGUGCUUGGGGCAGAUGAGGGGAGGGUCCGCCGGCUGGUUGCUGCCCUGGCCCUCUUUGUGCCUGGCCCAGGGAAGUGUGGAGAGAGGGUUCAAGCCUGGCUGUCCUGCCCCUUCACCCUGACUGACCUGAAGAGGUGGAAACUCAUUGGUUUGCAAAGAGUGGCGUCCCCUGUGGGUUCCAGUAUGCUUUACUCACUGUCCCGCUACAGUCGCUACAUCUCCAUCCUCGAUGCCGACCAGAAGACCUUGCGCUGUCCGCCGUAUCGCGGCCAACUGCUUGCCAACAUAGCCGACCAUCGCACCUACAUCCGCCGCGGCUCCACCUACUUCCUUCACGUGCAGAGCACCCUCUGCCGCCUGGCUGCCAAGGCCUUCCUGUUUACUUUCACCCACCACCUCCACCUGCCGGUCAGCUCCACGGAGGGGCCCGAGGUUGUUGAGGGCCGCCGCCGCUGCUUUCUGCAGGAGCAGCUGGGGCUUGGUGAGGAGGACAGCCAGAUACUGCUCUACCUCAGCCAGCUCGUCACUCAGCAGUACCUGCAGCCUCCCGCCGGCAACAGUGCAGUAGCACCGUGUUUUAGUUUUAACUACACCACCAGCGUUUUAUACAAAAUCUAAGAUUCUUCUGGGAGGAGGAUUCUCACACACAUUUUAGCAGAAAUGAUCUGCGACCCUUUGGUUUUUAAUGGACCAGAGGCGAUCGUAACAAGGUCUAAAGUAAUUUUAAUUUCAGGAAACUCUGAACCGGUGAUUCAUUUAUCUCUGCCUUGCUGUCUUUUUCUCUGCUCUUGCUGUUUCCUCUGCGUGAAGGGAAAACGAGACGGAGCGAGUUGUGAAUGUCAGCGAGUGGUUUACUUUGGUACAGAGCAUGUUGAAACACUCACUUUUAUCCGUUGGGCCAUUUGUGUGUUUUUCUCCUCCGUUCUACACGCACUGGCUCAUCGGAGGUCAGUCCCACCUUUUCUCUCUGUGUGUGUGUGAGUGCAUUUAAUUUCACAGAAUUCAAUCCAUCACGGCCGUCGUCUGUGUGUCAAAAGGGCCAGCUCACUAGCAGCAUCACAGCUCUGUGUGAACUCCCACCGACCACUGAGCAAUGUUGUCAGCUACGGUGUCAUCCCGGCUACACGUAAACAUGCUUUUGAGGAUUACUGUGAUAUUUUAUGCCUGUGGUGAAGAGAUGUCUCUCUGAUUCUGUCCAUGAAACCUUAUCAGAACCAUGCAGACUUGUUACAGCUGGUUUGUGACAUGCCUCUCUACCUACUACCACAUAACAUCCAAAGGCAAAAACAUAACCAAUGCUCAUAUUACUGUUUCACAUUGGCCAAAAUUUUUCGAUUUGUCUUUCGUGAAUACAUUUGAACAUAUUCCGGCAGUAACAGUUGAAUCUACCGUUUUGUUUUUAAAUAGGGUCACGAUGUUGGAUUUUAAAGGAGUAAAUUUGAGUUUUGAAAGCAUGGAGUUAACAUUCCCAGAGGCUGCUUUCGGUUUGUGGUGCAUGAGGAAGUGUAUUGGCCGUGUGAAUUAGAGCCAGUCGACUACCACGUGAUGUUGCAUGUCCAGAGAAAUAAUGUCAUCUCGCACAUACUCACCCAUGUAUGGCCAGCGGCAGCCAAAACCUGUCAAUAUUCACUGCUGGCGAGCAUUUUCACGGCUAUUACUCACCUGGUCAGGAACAUUUAAAAGCUACUUAACCUAAAUGUAUCGAAUUUCACUGUUGUCUUAAAGUUGUGUGAGAGUGUUGUGGUGUCAGCAUGAGACUGUCUUGUGCCGGGGUGAAACACUGUGUUGAUAAUAUUUCUGUUUCUGUUCUAUUUGGGAGAACUGACUUGGGCAAAAUGCUGAACAGGAGUUGUUGCCGGGAGAGGUGGUGAUGUUGUGUUUGUCUAGAUUUUAUGAAUUUCCUGUGCCAUCAAAAGCAAAAAAUCUGAAGAUUGACCCUUUGUUUGCACAGUUGUUGCCUAUCUUAUGCUGGAUGUGUGCUUUGAACAAAACCCAACAGUUCUAUUAUUUAUUGCUUCAGGACAAAAUCUGCAUUAGGAUCAUUAUUUUGAUUGCACCCAGAUUUUCCUGUGAGGAGUCUGCUGAAGAAAUGCAAAAAGUGGGAAAUCUUUGAAGUUCAGUCUGUGAAAUUGCCCUGAAGCAGUGUCAUUGUUAGUAUUUUAGAUUUUCCUGUUUCUAAUUCUGUGGCGUCCAUGAUGGAGCUUUGAUUCUGUAUCUAGGAUGGUAAAUGUUCUUGUGACUGCAUGGUCAGAGUUUUAAUGUGAAAGGUCAAACAAAUGUGGGAUCAUGGCUGCUUUCCUUCCUGCUAUGAACAAAUUAUUUUUUAGAGGGUUUUUACUUCUAACAGUGCUCACACUCAACAAGCUCACUUUUAUUUCUACCUGAUGUAUUAUUUAAUUUUAAGUGCAGCUUAAUUCUUUUUUUGCAACAGGUGACGUAUUUAUUUUUAACUGCUUGAAUAACACAUGCUGUUCAGACGCUACAAUUUCUUUUUCAGCCUUUGUCCCUCUAAUGCAAAAAGGUGAAUGUAAUUUGAAUAAGCCAUACCACAGUGUGCUUAACAUUUUGUCACUCAGUGUCCUUAUGUUGCCAUAUCAUAUCUCCCUUUUGUAUCUCAUCAUGAGAGGGCACUGUGUUAAGUAUGACUGCGCUGUUGCCAGUUAUUUUAAUAAAGCACGUUGUGAAUGUCC